Messenger RNA from Naumovozyma dairenensis CBS 421, 4215 nucleotides. RefSeq names its product mitotic regulator LTE1 (gene LTE1). The record is from RefSeq and is a predicted model, not a curated record. NCBI's taxonomy places the organism in Eukaryota, Fungi, Ascomycota, Saccharomycetes, Saccharomycetales, Saccharomycetaceae. Gene Ontology annotation, molecular function: guanyl-nucleotide exchange factor activity. Gene Ontology annotation, cellular component: plasma membrane. Bases 1 to 4215 code for a protein of 1404 amino acids. Gene Ontology annotation, biological process: positive regulation of GTPase activity; Ras protein signal transduction. The transcript has a single exon.
AUGGAUAUUGAUAUAUUUAGUCAACCUGACUAUUAUCCAACCCCCUCUGAAAAUGUUAUCAAGUAUACGGAACCAUCAACAUGGGUGGAAAAUAGAAGGAAGAUAGUAUCCCAAUCUGACAUCAUCGCAUUAAUAAUUUACCUGUCCUCUCCAAUAGACCCAAUUGAUUAUACGAUAUUUGCAGAUUUUUUUCUGAUAUAUAGGAACUUUAUCUCACCAAUUGAACUACAUCAGCUCUUAAUAUCAAGAUUCAGGUGGUGUAUCAAUGAAAUUAUAGAUCACGAUGCUAGCAAUGGAGAAAGGAAGAAAAUUGGAGAAAUUGCCCUAGUGAGAACGUUUGUACUUAUCAGGCAUUCUUUGCUAAACCAUUACAUUCAAGAUUUUCUACAAGAUUAUAGUCUUCGAUUACAAGUUAUCAAAUUCCUAAACAAUAAUACUUUAUAUCAAAACUGUCCGACUAUUGUCCGUAGUUCGAUUAUAAACUUGAAGAAGGCAUGGAUAUAUUCAUCCAAAUUAGCAUGGGACAAUGUAUCCUUCGAUGAACCAAAUUCUAUUGGUAAGGAUGCUUGGUUACUUUUUGAGAUUAAGGAUAUAUUACAAUUGCAGAUGAUGAAAAGAAGAGAAAGCCGACUGAGCCAAUACGCUAUACAAGGUACUUCAAGUCCAGAUUUCCGUAAUAGAAGUGUAUUAUCAUUAUAUAAAACAUCGGAUAACUUCAAACUCCCGGAUGUGAAAAAUAAAAAAGCAACUCCAUCCAUGUUAUUCUCUCCUACAGAUAAUUCAAAAGGAACAUCUUAUACAUCAUCUGGCAAAUCAAUUGCUUCAUUCACAUCUGCUUCUGGCGAUUUGAAAGAUACAACAAAGAAAGUAACUACGUCUGAUCUCACUAAAACUAGUCAUAUAUCGAAGUUAGAUCAUAUGUCAACAGUAAUAAAAGAUAUUGAAUACCCAACUUCUCCGGCAAUAAAUGCAAUAAUACCCCCAACACCUGCUAAAAAAGUCGAGUUUAUAUUGAAGUCAUCGUAUUUCCCAGAAGUUAGUGGCAUUGAAACGGAAUCACCUUCGUCAAUCCAAGAUAGCAAACAAUCUUUGCAGGGAACAACUUCAUCCUCGCUAUUACACCGUAGUGCUCUAGGUCUUCUUAAUAAAUGGAAAAAGAAUCACAACCAUAAUUAUAUUCAUACAAGUCACUAUAAAAAUGAACCUAAAACUCAUAAUAAACAUUUGUUACAACGAAAUAAUCCUCAUGUACAACCAGAUAUUGAUAAUUUUGUUAAAUACGUUAUAUCAAUAACAUCUUUAGAGAAAACUGAUAAAACUAAGGACUCAGAACAGUUUUCAAAUUUGCUGGAAUCCAAAUUUGAUAUUUUAAGUGCAAGAACAAUUGAUGAAGUGGAAUAUCUGCUAACUUUACAAAAUGAAUUGUUGAACAAAGUGGAUAAAAAUACUAUAGAAAUAAAUGCAGAUAGUGAGAAACAUGAAGCGAUAAUAUCAAGCGAGAUAGAGAAUGAUAACGAAGCCAAUACUGCUCAUACAAAACUAAAGAAACCUGCAGAUACUGACUUUAGCGCAAUGGAUAAUUUGGAUUUAUAUCAAACUGUAAGCUCUAUUGCCCAGUCAGUCAUUUCUUUAUCAAAUAUUUUAAAUACCCAAACAGCACAAUUGAAUUCACCGUCAUUAGCAGCACUAGAGAGAAGGCGAAUAAAAAGUUCUUUACCUAUUUUAGGAAGCCCCAGUACUCUUAAUUUCAAGACCAGAUCAAGAGUAAGUUUAGAUGAUUCACCAAUAAAAGAAACGUCACCUCUUUCUCGUAACAACGGUCCACAGAGGUUGGUUUUCCAUGGGCCUCAAGAUGAGUCUACCUCUACCACAGAUGGUCCGAAAUUCAAUUAUUCUCCAACAAAGCCCUUACGAACUUCACAUCGUUCUUCUCCUUUAAAGAAUAUGCUACCUGAUUUCAAUGACGAUUCUUCAGGUUAUGACCUCGAAGAAAACGAAUCUUUUGUCUCAACAGUGAGCUAUGAUUCAAAACUAUCCUCAAUUUCUGUGCAAUUUAAAAGUCCUAGAAGACCCAAAAAUGAUGCUCUGAAUGGGACACUUUUUAGUAGGAAUGAUCAUAGUAACACUAAUGAAGAGCCAAUAUUGAAAAAGAAGAAGGCUCACAACAAUUUAAAAGAGUUCACAUUUGAAGCAUCAAAACUUUCCUUGCCCAAUAUGAGUCCGAGGAAAAUAAAUAAAUCACAGUCGCUGGUGGCUGUUAGCCACGGAAAUGAUAGCGCUGAAGAAAUAGUUGAUACUUUGUCGCCGUUAAAUAAAAUUGUAUCACAAACAAUUAUCAGACCUGCAAGCGGACGUAUAAGUAUCUCAAGAAAUCCGAUGGGUCCGUUAUCUCAUAAAAGAAAGACUUUCCCUUCCUCACCGAAUAUUAUUUCUAAUCGUACUUUCGAAGAACGAGAAAAAUCAUUAAUUGAGAGCGAGCAGGAACUAGUUAAAUUAGAGGAGGAAACAGCGAAGAGAAUUUCUCAUUCUUCUAGUGUUGCUACAAGUAGAUUGUUUAGUAGUCCCGAGCGUUACCGUGGUAAUUUAAGGUUAUCUGUUACACCCAGCAUUAACUCUAUUGUAGGUGGAAGCACAUUAAAUUCCACCGAGGAAAAUCUUGAUCCUAUCGAUGACGAUGAAGAUUCAUUUUAUCAGUCGCCACAGAAAGGUAAACCACUAACACUAAGAGAACAAUUUAAUAAGCCAUCAUCAUCCUUGAUUUCAGAGGAUAUUGCUACUGGAAAUGAAAUUGAUUUGUCGAACGGUAUGGCAAAUAAAUAUCUAUUUACUCCUGAUGAUGAUGAAAGUCUUGAUAUAGCAUCUCCAGAGAAAGAUGUAGAAGUUUUGAAAAAUAAAUUUCUGAAUACAGAUGGAAAUCAUAACAGUAGCGCUAAUAAUGUUGGAAAUGAUUUAGAUUCCACUAUUACAUCGACGAUAACGAACACUCCUGCAAAAGUAGACAAGAUCAAUGGACUGGAUUACAACAAACUAAAUGACAUUGCAAACAUGCCAGAUGAUUCCAUUCACGAAGAUCCUGUUGCUAUCGCUAUGAUGAAAUUGGAAGGUACAUACGAAGAUGCUGACGCUGAUGAAAAAAAUGGCAAUAAGGUAAACGGGUUAGGCGAAACACCGAGUGUAACGGCGUUGAUCAAACAAGUUGAAAAUUUGAAUAUUAUGAAGAUUCCAGCAUUUCCAAAGAGUCCAAUCGAAAAAAGAAGAUCACUGCUGAUUGAAAGAAGACGGCAAACGAUUAUGAAUAUCCCUAUAACGCCUACCGGUACCUUGGAUGAAGCUGGUAAUAUAAGCACAGGUCAGCUUAAUGAAAACAAUUCUGUAACACCACAACAAGUUCAAGAUUUAAUUGAUAACUAUGAAAUCAAAGAUAUUAGCCUAAAGAUCACUAAUCACCAGCAUCACAUUCCCUUUAUUUUGAUGCAUGAUUCAUUAUCAAUAGCUGAACAAAUGACAUUAAUUGAAGAAGAACUUCUUUGCGAAAUAGAUUGGAAAGACUUAUUGGAACUAAAAAUUGAGUACAAAGGUCCACCAGUCACAAGUUGGUUACAACUAUUGAUUAGAAAUGAAAGCCUUUCAGGUAUUGACUUGGCGAUUUCAAGAUUUAAUUUGACGGUCGAUUGGAUUAUAUCUGAAAUUGUUUUAACUACCGAUAUGAAAUUGAGACGGAAUACCAUUCAAAGGUUUAUACACGUAGCUGAACAUUGUCGCAUCUUCCAAAAUUAUAAUACUUUGAUGGAAAUUGUUUUAGCAUUGAGUUCUACGAUAGUUCAAAAGUUUACUGAAGCAUGGAGAUUAAUUGAACCAGGAGAUUUAUUAACUUGGGAAAAAUUAAAGGAAAUUCCAUCUUUGCACGGAAAUUACUCUACGAUCAGGAAUUUAUUAAAUUCAGUUGAUCCAAUGAAAGGUUGUAUUCCAUUUAUUGUUGUUUACUUGUCUGAUUUAUCUUUGAACUCACAAAAGCAUGAUUGGAUAGUAGAAGAUAAGAUCAUCAAUUACAACAAAUUUCAAACCAACGUACAAAUUGUUAAAAAUUUUAUUCAGAGAGUCCAAUGGUCUAAAUUCUAUGACUUUAAAGUGGAUCAUGAAUUAUUAAGUAAAUGCGUCUACAUAACGACGCUGACUAGAGGUGAAAUUGACCAAAUGUCAAUGCAAGCACCCUAA